GAGGUGGUGGGAGCUGAAUGGGGUGUGGGCUCAUUUCUAUUCGUCCACAGGCACCUCCGCAAUCUUCUUUUUUCUUUUUUUAUUCCCCCCUGGAUAUAACUCGGAGAAAUAGUGUCUGUCAAGUUUGCUGCCACCUGGGCUCAACACAGCUGAAUCAAUUUUGGAGGAUACCCUUGCUGCAAACCCUCUGGAUGUGCUCCUAGGAGGAGGAGAAGAAACUAAAACAAUUUAGCAUCAUUGCUGUAGUUUGAGAAAAAACAUUUAUUUUGACUUUGGAGAGAGCUACCAGGAGGAUCUGUGUGAUGUCCUAAUCUCCCCCCAUUUGUCCUGCUGAGCAUGGGGUAAUGGUGUUUGACCAUGGUGGUCACCCAGUUACAAUUGGAACUGUGCUUCCAUGGCAAGAAGCUGAGAGGUUUCACCUGCAAGUUGACCAGGUCAGCCAGUGGAUUUCUCCCAGAGACUUCAUUCUCCAUUGCCUCCCAGAUUUUUGUGCCAUUCCUUCUGGCAGGCUUGGGCAUGGUAGCUGCUGGCCUCUUGAUGGAUGUUGUUCAACACUGGGAUGUGUUUCGAACAAUUACAGAAGUUUUUAUCCUGGUUCCUGCUUUGGUUGGACUGAAGGGUAAUCUUGAGAUGACGCUGGCAUCCAGGCUCUCUACUGCUGCUAACACCGGACAGAUGGAUGAUGCCCAGAAGCAAUGGAAAAUGGCCACCUGCAAUUUAGCCCUUAUCCAGGUCCAGGCCACUGUGGUGGGACUUCUGGCUGCUGUUGCUGCUGUGAUCCUGGGAGCCAUCUCCAAGGGCUCUGUGGAGCUGAGCCAGGCUGCCGUGCUGUGUGCUAGCAGUGUGACCACAGCCUUCAUAGCUGCACUUUCUCUUGGUCUGGUGAUGAUUGGUGUGAUCAUUGGAGCAAGGAAAGUUGGGAUCAAUCCAGACAAUAUCGCCACACCCAUAGCAGCAAGCCUUGGAGACUUGAUAACCCUUUCCCUGCUGGCAGGAAUCAGCAGUACACUCUUCAAAUACAUAGAGCUGGAAUAUGUGAAAUACCUUUCUCCUCUGAUCUGUGCUGUUUUCAUUGUCAUGAUCCCUCUCUGGGUUGCUAUUGCCAAGCAAAGUCCUUCCCUUGCCGAAGUCCUGAAAUCUGGAUGGCAGCCGGUCAUUGUUGCAAUGAGCAUCAGCAGCAUUGGUGGGCUUAUCUUGGACAAAACUGUAACUGACCCAAACUUUGAAGGCAUGGCAGUUUUCACACCUGUGAUUAAUGGUGUUGGAGGGAAUCUGGUCGCCAUCCAGGCCAGCCGUAUUUCCACAUUCCUGCACUUCUGGAGCAUGCCUGGAGUUUUGCCAUAUAAGAUGAGGCAGAAUUGGCCCAACCCAUGCACCACAUUCUUCUCCUCAGAGGUGAAUUCCAAGUCAGCCCGAGUCCUGUUCCUCCUGGUUAUCCCAGGGCACCUUGUGUUCCUCUACACCAUCCAUCUGCUGCAGGGAGGCCACACGUCUCUGUCCUUCACCUUUGUGAUGUUCUAUCUGACUGCUGCUUUGCUGCAGGUGGGAAUCCUGCUCUACAUGGCUGACCUAAUUGUGCGCCUGAUGUGGAGGAAGGCGCUGGAUCCGGAUAAUUUCUCCAUUCCCUACCUCACUGCCUUGGGGGAUCUCCUGGGCACCGGAUUUCUGGCUGUCUGUUUCCGCCUGGUUUGGCUUGUCCAUGGCACAGACAUGAACCUUGGGAACUGA
Molecule: messenger RNA, 1728 nt
Organism: Phaethon lepturus (White-tailed tropicbird)
Lineage: Eukaryota; Metazoa; Chordata; Aves; Phaethontiformes; Phaethontidae
Gene: SLC41A3
Product: solute carrier family 41, member 3
Exons: 11
Coding region: 358-1728 (456 amino acids)
Biological process (GO): monoatomic cation transport
Cellular component (GO): plasma membrane
Molecular function (GO): monoatomic cation transmembrane transporter activity
Source: RefSeq, a predicted model, not a curated record